Iphiclides podalirius (scarce swallowtail) is the source of this 1416-nucleotide messenger RNA. Lineage: Eukaryota; Metazoa; Arthropoda; Insecta; Lepidoptera; Papilionidae. The record is from the annotation of a GenBank genome assembly.
AUGCAGUUGCUCAGUUACUCCUCGACCACCAAGGUGAUAAAGUCUAAGUACAUAAAGAUGCUCAGAAAUUUGUUGGUUCUGACGCUGCUGGGGUUAUGCUGUGGACAGACCGAUGAUUUAACGGAGCAGCAGAAACAAGAGGAGUUGACGCAACUGCUGCAGGAGAUUUUCGGCAACCCGUCAUCCACUCCCGCACCUACUGAAGCCAUUCCUGUUUCUUCUGUUCCGGUGUGCUAUACCGCGGCUGGUACAGAGGGGCAAUGUAUGACGCCCAGUAAUUGCUUAAGCGGAAACUCGCCGGACAGUAAGAAUUUCAAGGGGGAUUGCGUGCAAGGCGCCGAAGUUUGCUGCCCGCUAGACGACCUGAGCUUCACUCCAGUAGAAAAUAGCAGCGUGAUGAAGAAAACCGGCUGCGGAUGGCAAAAUACCGACGCCUUCGCGACGCGGGUGUUAUCGGACGGCGAAACCGCUUUCGCUGAGUUCCCUUGGAUGGUGGCCGUGCUGCAGCUGCAGGCGCUGGACGAGUCGGACCCCGCCAGCAAGAAGGUGUCGCUCUACACCGGCGGCGGGACCCUGAUCCACCCGAGGGUCGUGAUGACGGCGGCCCACGUGGUGCACAACACCAACAACACGCUCAGGGUGCGCGCCGGCGAGUGGGACACGCGCAGCACCGACGAGAUCUACCCCCAUCAGGACCGGCAGGUCGAGCGCAUGAUCCUCCAUGAGAGGUUCAACCGGACCAGGGCGAACCUGCACUACGACAUCGCACUGCUGGUGCUGGACAAGCCGCUGGAGCUGCAGCCGAACGUGAACACGUUGUGCCUGCCCUCGGAGUCCAGGGCCCCCGCGCCGGCCACCAGGUGCUUCUCCGCGGGCUGGGGCAAGGACAAGUUCGGCAAGGGGGGCUCCUACCAGGUCAUACCCAAGAAAGUCGAGGUGCCGGUGGUAGACAAGUCGUCGUGCCAGGAGCAGCUGCGCACCACCAGGCUGGGGGCGUUCUUCAAGCUGCACAAGAGCUUCCUCUGCGCCGGUGGGGAGGUGGGGAAGGACACGUGCAAGGGGGACGGCGGUUCCGCCCUCAUGUGCCCAGUGCCGGUCGAGGUGCCGGUGGUAGACAAGUCGUCGUGCCAGGAGCAGCUGCGCACAACCAGGCUGGGGGCGUUCUUCAAGCUGCACAAGAGCUUCCUCUGCGCCGGCGGGGAGGUGGGGAAGGACACGUGCAAGGGGGACGGCGGUUCCGCCCUCAUGUGCCCAGUGCCGGAGCAGAGCGGCCGCUUCAUGGCGAGCGGUAUGGUGGCGUGGGGCCUCGGCUGCGGGGAGACUUACCCGGCGGUUUACGCGGACAUCGCCUACCUGCGGCCGUGGGUGGACGCGAAGAUGGCCGCCCUCGGCUUCAGCACGGACUCGUACACCUAC